CUGAGACAUCGUGUUACAACCACAGGACCUUUGAAAAGCAGCAGGAAAUGCUUAAGCAGCUUGAGGGGAAGGGGUAGUCAGAUGACUUGCUGCGAGAUUGGGACCGUGGAGCAGUACAACCACAAACCGCUAAAUUCCUGCGCCCUUUUGGAUUCUGAUUGCCCCAUGUUUGGGUAUGGCUGUCUGUUACGUUGCGCGCAUCUCUUUCUGUUCAAAGAGGGAAGUGCUGUGCAAGCCCAUGCCAUGGUGGGAGGUAGAUCCUGUGGUGGCUUUUCUUUUGACCUUAGCGUGCCUGCUGCUGGGCUACUGGGCUUUGGCUCCGGCUACCGCGACCACAACCAUCGCCGUGACCGCAGCCGUCAGAGGUGUGCCAGCGAGGAUGUCGCUGCCGGCAGGUAAAGUCCACUUCAAAGCCAGUCACGAGUGGCAAGAGGUGUUGCCGCACCACGUUCUACCGACCAACCUGGAGAUCCGCUUCGACCUCUCCACCGGCCGCAACUUUGCACGCCUGCCGAGCGCGGCGGGUCCUGGCGCAGCGAGCGGGGACGGCUCGGAUGAGACCAGCGUGUGCAAGUUGCUGUGUGACGCAGCUACCUGGGGAAAGCAGGAACUGUGUGCCAAGGUGCUUCAGAGCUGCCACUGGACCCCAGAGGUGCUCUCGGCGCCGCUGGCGGAGGCGGCCGGGCGAGGACACCUGGAAGUCUGUGAGGCGCUUCUGAAGGCCCGAGCAGAUCCGGUGGGCCGAGGGCCCAAGGGUGUGACCGCCCUACACCGUGCGGCUGGAGAAGGGCACGAGGAGGUGGCCGAGCUCCUGCUGCGGCGUUGCCAGGAGCUGGGCCUGGCCGAGCCCUUGGCGGUGCAGGACGAUUUGGGGCGGACGUGCUGCUUGGUCGGAACUUGGAGCGAGGGCUUGACCGAAAGACGGGGGGCAUGGUUCCGAUGA
This is a messenger RNA of Durusdinium trenchii, 943 nucleotides long. NCBI's taxonomy places the organism in Eukaryota, Dinophyceae, Suessiales, Symbiodiniaceae. The record is from the annotation of a GenBank genome assembly.